AUGUAUCGUUUGUCAGCCCAAAAGCCUCCCAGCAGAGUAAAGACCCUCAGGUGCUUGGAAUGUGGGAAGAGCUUCAAGAACAGCUCCCACCUGAUCCGACACCAGCAGAUGCACACUGGGGCACGUCCCUACACGUGUGGGGAAUGUGGGAAGAGCUUCAACCAGAGCUCCCACCUGUUCAAACACCAGUGCGUCCACACUGGGGAAUGGCCCUACAAAUGUGGGGAAUGUGGGAAGAGCUUCAGUGACAGCUUCAGCCUGAUCCGACACCUGCACAUCCACACUGGGGAACGGCCCUACACGUGUGAGGAAUGUGGGAAGAGCUUCAGGGACAGCUGCAGCCUCCGCACCCACCAGCUCAUCCACACUAGGGAACGGCCCUACCUCUGUCAGAAAUGUGGGAAGAGCUUUAGGAAGAGCUCCAGCCUGAUCCAACACCAGCACAUCCACACUGGGGAAAGUCCCUACCUCUGUGAGGAAUGUGGGAAGAGCUUUAGGAACAGCUCCAACCUCAUCACCCACAAGCGCAUCCACACUGGUGAACGGCCCUACAAGUGCUUGGAAUGUGGGAAGAGGUUUCAGACCAGCUCAAGUCUCCUCAGACAUGAGCGGACGCACAGGGAUGAGAGGCCCUUCCGCUGCACCGACUGCGGGAAGGGCUUCAACCGGAACUCCCACCUCAUCACCCACCGGCGCAUCCACAGCGGUGAGAGGCCCUACAAGUGUGGGGAGUGUGGGAAGACCUUCCCCCACAGCUCUACCUUGACCAAACACCAACGGACCCACCGGUAAGAGAAGCCCUACCAGUGCCCCGACUGCGGGAAGAGCUUCGGCCGCUGCUUCCACCCCGAAUGAAGCCCCUGAUGGUGAGGCAACCCCUGGAGUCCAGUGACUGUCAGUCCAUCCCUUUCGACCACAAA
Messenger RNA from Pseudopipra pipra, 920 nucleotides. RefSeq names its product zinc finger protein 502-like. Lineage: Eukaryota; Metazoa; Chordata; Aves; Passeriformes; Pipridae. The transcript has 2 exons. Gene Ontology annotation, molecular function: DNA-binding transcription factor activity, RNA polymerase II-specific; RNA polymerase II cis-regulatory region sequence-specific DNA binding. Gene Ontology annotation, biological process: regulation of DNA-templated transcription. The record is from RefSeq and is a predicted model, not a curated record. Bases 1 to 792 code for a protein of 263 amino acids.